Molecule: messenger RNA, 1029 nt
Organism: Sphenostylis stenocarpa
Lineage: Eukaryota; Viridiplantae; Streptophyta; Magnoliopsida; Fabales; Fabaceae
Source: the annotation of a GenBank genome assembly
AUGUCUAUGUUGGGAGGUGAGGAGGUGCAACAUCUAUGUUGGAAGGGGAGGAGAGGAGGUGCAAUAUCUAUGUUGGGAUGGGAGGAGGUGCAAUAUCUACGUAGGGAGGCGAGGAGAGGUGCAAUAUCUAUGUCGGGAGGGAAAGAGAAAUGCAACAUCUAUGUCGGGAGGGCAAGAGAGGUGCAAUAUCUAUGUGGGGAGGGGAGGAGGUGUAAUAUCUAUUUGGGGUGGGGAGAAGAGGAUGAGGUGAAAUAUCUAUGUCGAAAGAGGAUGAGGUGCAAUAUCUAUGUGGAGAGGGGAGGAAAGGAGGGGAGGAGAGGUGUAAUAUCUAUAUUGGGAGGGGAGGUGGUUCAAUAUCUAUGUGGGGAGGGGAGGAAUGACAAUAUCUAUGUGGGGUGGGAAGAAGGUGCAAUAUCUAAGUCCGGAGGGGAGGAGAGGAGGAGAGGUGUAAUGUCUAUGUUGGGAGGUGAGGAGGUGCAACAUCUAUGUUGGAAGGGGAGGAGAGGAGGUGCAAUAUCUAUGUUGGGAUGGGAGGAGGUGCAAUAUCUACGUAGGGAGGCGAGGAGAGGUGCAAUAUCUAUGUCGGGAGGGAAAGAGAAAUGCAACAUCUAUGUCGGGAGGGCAAGAGAGGUGCAAUAUCUAUGUGGGGAGGGGAGGAGGUGUAAUAUCUAUUUGGGGUGGGGAGAAGAGGAUGAGGUGAAAUAUCUAUGUCGAAAGAGGAUGAGGUGCAAUAUCUAUGUGGAGAGGGGAGGAAAGGUGCAAUAUAUAUGUGGGGAGUGGAGGAGGUGCAAUAUCUAUGUGGGGAGGAGGUGUAAUAUGUAUGUUAGGAGGGGAGGAGAGAGGAGGAGAGGUGUAAUGUCUAUGUUGGGAGGUGAGGAGGUGCAAUAUCUAUGUUGGGAUGGGAGGAGGUGCAAUAUCUACGUGGGGAGGCGAGAAGGUGCAAUAUCUAUGUGGGGAGAGGAGGACGUGCAAUAUCUAUGUGGGGAGCAGAGGACGUGCAAUAUCUAUCGAGGUGAGGAGAAGGUGUAA